UUACCUGCAAACACAAUUUGCAAAUUCCAGCGCAAUGCGCGGAUUAGAAUACUAAUCCAAGUGAGUCUUGAUAGUUGAAUGGAUUUCCCCGUACUUAGUCGCUUGCCAACCAACCAUUUGUCCAGCCAAAGCACUCUUCCACUGAGUCAUACUUGCUUCAUCACAGAUUUGGGUGGUUUUGAUCUAACUAUACUUUCCUCCCAUUUAUCACGGUGUAUUGAGUCCGGAUAUCAUGAGAAACUUUGAUGGAAAAAAAAAAAAAAACAGAGAGAGAAAGUUUCCAAAUCAUUUGUCCCAAUUUUUUACUCCUACUUGACUCUUUACAGAGAAGCAGAGAUGCACAAAAUCUGUCAAACAUGCUUAAAAGGGAGCAUGGCUCUGUGAUAAUAUGUUAUGGGGAAUGGGGAACUAAGAACCCUGAAGCCCCAUACAUUACACUCGAAGAAGGGGAACAUGAACGGCAUUUUUUACGUUAGUGCAGUGAGCAGCCUUUUGGGGUUAAUCUCUUUUCUCUCGACAGUGAGGGCGAUCGUGGGUGGGUGGUGAUGUGGAAACCAUGUUCAAUGCAGGAGGAAAGCAAAAGCCAAGCAGAGCAGAGCAUGAUCCCCACUUUUGCCAAAGAGAAGAUAUAUAUAUUUAGAGAGAGAGAGAGAGAGGGAGGGAGGAAAGCCGAGGCAACGUCGUCUAUUGGCUGCUGCUAAAGCAGUAAAGCACAGUACAUGAGCCAAGCCAAAACAAUAGCAUGCUCAAUUCCCAAUCCCCAAAGAUCUCGUCUUUUUUACAGACGGAGGACGUGACAACAACUGAAACUGUGCCAUAGUUGGGCGCAUCUGAUGUCUUAGCAAAUGUCUUUGAUUCAGCAUCUUGGUUUUCCCUGCUGGGGCCAUUGAUUGAUUCUUGAAUGAAUCUCGAUGAUACGAACGGAGCCCCCACCGUAGUCCUUCCCUUCCCUCCCCACGUGCGAUCACAUAGCAGCAGAGGGGGAUGGGGUGGCACGCGUGCGAGCCCCCUGCCACACGUUGGCAGAAGAAGAGCAAGCGAUGGUUCAGUUUGAGCUUUAGGAGCAGAGCUCGCUUUUAUUGUACCAUUCAACGGACGACUCCUUCAGACUCUCUCUCUCUCACAGAACAUUUGCGGUCUACUAUCUGUUCCUGCAUCGUCUCGACCUUCUGCUCUGCAUUUCGAUGGACUUCGCGCACCUUGUCUGUCCCAGCUCUGCCCGCACUUGUACUCUUACUUGGGUUCUUGAUCGAAACUUGGCAGAAUGGAAAUCGAUUCUUGGAGUGUCUUGGAGAUAUAUAUCCUUUUGACAAAUCGGGAGAUAUGCUUGCUUUCUUUGUUUCUUAUGAUCGGAAACAGUUCAACUCCUUUUCGAGUGACGUUUUCCUUAAUAAUAUCACGGUCUUUGGCUUUGGAGGAAAUGUGGUUACUAUCCUCCUAAUGGCAGUGCUGGGGAUGUCAAAGACGAACACCCUCGGAAACCGAAGGAUGACCUCUUUGGAGAAAGUCGUUUUGCAAUAUCUUCCUAUCCUUGGAGCGUUUCUCUCACUGUGGGAUGUGAUCAUCCUUCUAAGGAGUAUGCAAUCUGGAGAAGCAAUGAUAUAUCACCUUUGGUUUUUCAGGUGUUCGAGGUUCGCAGUUUGGGUGAUCGUCAUUCUGCUUUCAAGGAGUUCCAGAAGUUCCUUCGUAUUUUUUGACAGGAUCUUAUGUUUCUGGUGGAUUCUAAAGCCAAUCUUGGUGAUCCCUCUUCUGCUAACAAGUUUUACCUUGUCUGGGGUGUUGGUAUGUCUCAAGGAGAGCUGCAUUGUCUUGGUGGAUGUUCUGUUUGGCAUAUCAAUUAACAUUAUCAGAUCAAAAAGAGCAUCUUUCAAGACUGGUUCAAUCGAAGAGUCACUACUUCCUCCUGAUGGCGAUGAAAGUUUUCUGAGGGACCCUGGAGAUGCAGACAGUUUCUGGAAUCAGAUGGUGUUCAAGUCCAUUGAUUUUGUCAUGAAUCGUGGUGUGUUGAAGCAGCUUGAUUUCGAAGAUUUGCUUCCAUUACCAACUGAUAUGAAUCCAUCUUCAUGUCACGAGAAAUUGCAAAGCUGUUGGGAAGCACAGUGGAACCAAAAUGAUUCUGAUCCCUCCUUGUUUAGAUCUCUUUUUCAUGCGUAUGGAUGGGCUUACUUAAGUCUGGGUUUACUGAAGGUUAUAAAUGAUUGUAUCGGGUUUGCUGGACCAUUACUUCUUAAUCGUCUCAUUCGGUUUCUUGAAAGAGGUGGUUCAGGGCAUCUAGAAGGCUAUGUUCUUGCUGUCUCAUUAGGUGGCACAUCUAUCGUAAAGUCCUUCCUUGACACACAAUAUUCAUUUCGCGUGGCCAAGCUGAAGUUAAAGCUCAGAUCCAGUAUUAUGACCGUCAUCUAUCAAAAGUGUCUGAGGGUUGGACUAGCAGAAAGAUCACGGUUUUCUGUUGGAGAAAUUCAGACAUUUAUGUCGGUAGAUGCUGAUCGAACUGUUAACCUCUGCAACAGUUUCCAUGAUAUGUGGAGCUUGCCCUUGCAGAUCGGGGUGGCUCUGUAUCUGCUUUAUACGCAAGUCAAAUUUGCUUUCGUCGCUGGAGUUGCAAUAACUGUGUUACUGAUACCAGUGAAUAAGUGGAUCUCCGAGUUGAUUGCUAGUGCAACCCAAAAGAUGAUGAAGCAAAAGGAUGAGAGGAUUAGGAGGACUGGAGAACUUUUGGCACAUAUUCGUACUCUUAAGAUGUACGGGUGGGAGCUCCUUUUCUCUGAUUGGUUGAUGGAGACUAGAUCUUCGGAAGUAAAGCAUUUGUCGACAAGGAAAUAUUUGGAUGCAUGGUGUGUAUUCUUUUGGGCAACAACUCCGACUCUCUUCUCUCUAUGUACAUUCGGACUCUUUACGCUGAUGGGUCAUCAACUCGAUGCUGCAACGGUCUUCACUUGCCUUGCACUAUUUAACACUCUGAUAUCUCCUCUAAAUUCAUUUCCAUGGGUUAUCAAUGGAUUGAUUGAUGCUUUCAUAUCUAUAAGAAGACUUAGUAGGUUCCUCAGUUGUUCAGAGCACCAAUACCAGCAAUGGAAAUUAGUUGAUUCUCCCUAUAGCUCUGGGAAUGUGGCUGUUGUAAUGGAGGAUGCGUGCUGUGAUUGGUCAAGCAGCAAGUCAGAGGAGCUGAAUAUAAUCAUAAAUCACAUCACUCUAACUCUUCCAAAGGGUCUACUGGUUGCAAUAAUCGGAGAGGUCGGUUCGGGCAAAUCCUCUCUGUUGAAUUCGAUCUUGGGAGAAAUGAGACUCCUCCAUGGAUCUAUUCGUUCUGCCAGAUCAGUUGCAUAUGUACCCCAGGCCCCUUGGAUUCUGUCUGGAACAGUUCGAGAUAAUAUCCUAUUUGGGAACAAUUACGACUCAAAAAGAUACUGCGACACAUUACAAGCAUGUGCAUUGGAUGUUGAUGUUUCUGUUAUGGCGGGAGGUGACAUGGCUCAUAUCGGAGAAAAAGGAGUAAAUCUGUCAGGUGGACAGAGAGCACGAAUUGGUUUAGCAAGGGCUCUUUAUCACAGCGCAGAUAUUUUAAUGCUCGACGACGUCCUCAGUGCAGUGGAUGCCCAAGUUGCUCAGUGGAUCCUUAACAAUGCCAUUCUGGGACCUCUCAUGGACCAGAAAACAUGUCUUCUUUGUACCCACAAUGUUCAGGCAAUAUCUCGCGCUGACAUGGUCGUCGUAAUGGAAAAAGGAGGUGUCAUGUGGGUGGGGCAGCCUGCUGAGUUGGCGAUUUCAGAAUAUUCGGCUUUCUUGACAUUGACCUGGAGUAAUGCGUUGCUUCAAUGUCCAGUGCAAGAAUCCUGUAUGUCUUCUAGUGAGGUCCGAGAAGAAACAGAACUUUUAUCAGCUCUAGAGAUCGCACAAGAGAUAAUUGAAGAGGAGUUGAGGAAAGAAGGCAGGGUGGAACUCAUAGUUUAUAAGAAGUAUGCUGCAUUUGCUGGUUCAUUGAUUGCUUUCGUAAUACUCCUUUCGGCAGUUUCAAUGCAAGCCUCUCGUAAUGGAAGUGACUUAUGGCUCUCUUAUUGGGUUGAUACGACUAAAGGAAGCAGUGAGACAGCGUCCUCUACAACCUUUUAUCUGGUCAUACUCUGCCUCUUCUGUGUGAUGAAUUCGUUCCUUACAUUGGUGAGAGCAUUCUUAUUUGCAUAUGGGGGCUUAAGAGCUGCGGUCAAGGUGCACGCAACGCUCCUUUGCAAGAUCGUAAAUGCUCCGGUAAAGUUCUUUAAUCAGACACCGAGUGGAAGAAUACUUAACAGGUUCUCCUCGGACUUGUACACUAUUGAUGAUUCUCUCCCGUUUAUUCUGAAUAUCCUCCUCGCAAAUUUUGUUGGUCUACUUGGGAUCGCAGUAGUUCUGUCAUAUGUCCAGGUUCUCUUCUUGUUUCUUCUACUGCCGUUUUGGUUUAUCUACAGCAGGCUGCAGUUCUUCUACAGGUCAACUUCCAGGGAACUGCGAAGGCUUGACAGCGUAACACGCUCUCCAAUUUACUCUUCCUUCACAGAGACGCUGGAUGGAUCAUCAACCAUACGAGCAUUCAAUUCUCAGGAUUUCUUCUGGGCGAAAUUCAUCGAGCAUGUGGCCCUAUACCAAAGGACUUCCCUGUCGGAGUUGAUAGCAAGUUUGUGGCUUUCCCUACGCCUUCAGCUGUUGGCAGCAUUUAUUAUCUCGUUUGUCGCUAUUACGUCAGUCAUUGGAUCUCGUGGCAACUUACCAGUCAGCUUUGGUACUCCAGGACUGGUAGGACUGGCACUCUCUUAUGCAGCUCCAAUCGUAUCUUUAUUAGGAAGUUUCUUGACAAGCUUUACAGAAACGGAGAAGGAAAUGGUAGCAGUGGAGAGAGCUCUUCAGUAUGUGGACAUUCCUGAAGAAGAACUCGGGGGUUGCCAACUGGCGAAUUUAGAUUGGCCAUCUCAAGGGCUGAUAGAAUUUCAGAAUGUUACCCUGAGAUAUGGGCCUACACUGCCACCUGCUUUGCGCAAUCUCACAUUCACCAUACCGGGCGGGAUGCAGGUUGGAGUUGUGGGAAGAACCGGUGCUGGAAAAUCAAGUAUCUUGAAUGCUCUUUUCCGCCUCAACCCAAUAUGUAGCGGCUGCAUUUUGGUGGAUGGUUUGAAUAUAAACAAUGUUCCAGUUCGAGAUCUCCGGUCCAGCUUUGCUGUCGUGCCUCAGAGCCCGUUCUUGUUUGAAGGAUCAUUAAGGGAUAACCUGGACCCGUUUCGCAUGACUGAUGACAUAAAAAUAUGGGAUGUGCUUGAAAAAUGCCAUCUCAAGGAUGAAGUGGAAGCGGCAGGUGGACUGGACCUUCACAUUAAGGAAUCUGGGAUGUCAUUUUCGGUUGGACAAAGGCAACUUCUUUGUCUAGCACGUGCCCUUCUGAAGUCCUCCAAGGUACUCUGCUUGGAUGAAUGCACGGCAAGUAUUGAUACUCGAACAGCUUCCCUCCUACAAAAGACAUUAUCCAGCGGAUGCAAGGGCACGACUGUUAUUACCAUUGCGCACCGCAUUUCUACAGUCCAGGACAUGGACUGUAUACUUGUCCUUGACCAUGGGGUCCUCGUUGAGCAAGGAGACCCCAAAGAUCUUCUGGAAGACGAGUUUUCGAGAUUUUCGAGCUUUGCCAAAGCUUCUACAAUGUGAUGUUCAAGUUAACAUGAGAUUCCUACUACAGUCCCAGCACAUUGCCAGGUUUAACAGGAUGACGAACGUCUCUUGGCAACUUGAUUCGAUCAACAAAAUGUCCUCCAAUCGGCCUGACGAACUUGAGACGACUUUGAUCACAGAAAUGUCUUCUUCUUGUGUCAGGAUAACUGUUGAUUAGGGUCCUGGUUCCUGAAACUUGGUAUAUAUUUUGCAAAGAAGUCGUGUUUCCCGGAACAUGCAAGCGUGCGUUGCAAUAUCUAAUCUAAUCUCAGACAGUACAGGAUGUUUAUUGAAAAUGUUCGAUAUUGCUUCUGCUAGAAUGGUAGCUGCGUGAACACCAAGAGCAGCAUGUAGAAGCUUCUUUUGCGGUAUCAACUGACUAAAAGAUUUAAUUAUC
Messenger RNA from Punica granatum (pomegranate), 6070 nucleotides. The record is from RefSeq and is a predicted model, not a curated record. Lineage: Eukaryota; Viridiplantae; Streptophyta; Magnoliopsida; Myrtales; Lythraceae.